Messenger RNA from Aspergillus uvarum CBS 121591, 1595 nucleotides. RefSeq names its product damage-control phosphatase ARMT1 family protein. Gene Ontology annotation, biological process: DNA damage response. Gene Ontology annotation, cellular component: cytoplasm; nucleus. The coding region runs from base 50 to 1486 and encodes 478 amino acids. The transcript is spliced from 6 exons. Gene Ontology annotation, molecular function: phosphatase activity. The record is from RefSeq and is a predicted model, not a curated record. NCBI's taxonomy places the organism in Eukaryota, Fungi, Ascomycota, Eurotiomycetes, Eurotiales, Aspergillaceae.
UUUCUUUUGUUUACUUAGAAUCUUCAGUUGCAUACACUAAUAUUGCACAAUGGAAUACGACCCAAAAACCCCGCAGUAUCUCACUUCCGAUCAGUCCAGCUUUGCCUCCGUCUCGGCUCGUGAGCGCUGGCCGGUCAUCCUGACGGGCGCCAUUGAUGACCUGCACCGCACCGUUAGCGAAACAACCGAUGAGGAGAAACGGCGGGAAGGAAAGGAAAUCACCGAGAAGCUUGCGGCAUUCAAGUAUGAGCUGCAGCAUAACAGACAAUUGACCCCCCUUCCCGACGACGGCCAACCCGAUAUCGCAGACUACAACAAGGAGCUCGAACAACGAGGGAACCCGGCGUGGCACGAUGUCUCGUGGCUAUACUCGGAAUGCUACCUCUACAGACGUUUGAGUACCCUUUUCUCGCUCUCCAAGCACUGGAAGGGAUAUGACGUGUUCGCCCGGCAGAAGCUCUCCACCUUCAAGUCGUCUCGUCCGGCUGUUCUCGAGCUGGCCGCCCGAUACAAGGAGCUGGCCACGGAAGCCGAGAAGGGCAACGAGGGCGGGCGCACCGCGGAGCAGGUCGAGCAGGCGGAGCGGGUGCUCUUCUCGGAGAUGUGCGAGAUCUGCCUCUGGGGCAACGCCACCGACCUUUCCCUUCUUACCUCGCUCACCUACGAAGACAUCCAGAAGCUUCAGGGCUCCAAGGCGCGCAAGGCCGCCGAGGAGAACAUCCUCGUCAACGAUCUCGAUGCCGCCUUCGACGUGCUGCAGCGGGCGCGGCGCGAGCGCAAGACCCACGAGCGGCGCGUCGAUAUCGUCCUCGACAACUCCGGCUUCGAGCUGUUCGUCGACCUCAUCCUCGCCGGCUACCUGCUCUCCGCGGGCCUGGCCACGACCGUCGUCCUCCACCCGAAAGUGAUCCCGUGGUUCGUGUCCGACGUCACCCCGCCGGACUUCAUGGCCCUCAUCAACGCCCUCGCCGACGCCCAGGGCUUCUUCACGGCCCCCGACGACUCCGGCCGCAGACACGACCCGCUCUCCGAGAAGGAACUGUCCGAGGUGACCUUCCUCUUCGACCACUGGAGCCACCUCCACGCCGAGGGCAAGCUCAUCAUCCGCCCGCACCCCUUCUGGACCCUCCCCGGCGGAUACUGGCGCAUGCCUGCCCUCGCCCCGGAUCUCUACGAGGAUCUCCAGCAGAGUGAGCUCGUUCUCUUCAAGGGUGAUCUCAACUACCGCAAGUUGACCAAUGAUUCCACCUGGGACCCAACCACCCCCUUCACCACCGCCAUCGGGCCCCUCGGCCGCCCCGACUCCGGCCUCCGCGUCAUGGCCUUCCGGACCUGCAAGGCGGACGUCGUGGUCGGUCUCCCUGCCGGCGUGGACGAGAAGCUCCGCGCCCUGCCGGAAGGCGGGGGCUCCGCGGCACGCAAAUGGGCCUGGAGCGGCAAGUGGGCUGUUGUCUCAUUUAGUGAUGGCAAGCAAGGCUCGAAAUAAACCAUGUCAGUGGAAUGUAGAUAAAUGAGAGGGAUCGAUGGAUAGAUCGAUGAAAUCAAUAGAUAGACGCUGCAAUUUUCCGGAUAUUGAUAGCCGAUAUACAAUUCGC